Messenger RNA from Paralichthys olivaceus (Japanese flounder), 6816 nucleotides. The record is from RefSeq and is a predicted model, not a curated record. Lineage: Eukaryota; Metazoa; Chordata; Actinopteri; Pleuronectiformes; Paralichthyidae.
AUGAAACUGACACACCUAUUCUCUCUGAUGCCAAGUGGACCCAGAUCCUGGCCCCGCCGGCCCACCUGCUCUCUCUGAACCCCGCCCUGGCCCACGCAGACCUCAGCCCCCGGGAAAGUCCGCUGCCCUUCAAGACUCUCCCCGACUCCUCCUCCAGCACCUCCCCGGGGGCAGACCCUAAAAGACACCCUGGUCCUGAACUUUCAUCCUGGGGAGAGGAGAGGCCGGCAGACGUCCACAGCCCACCGCACCCCCAGCCCAACAUCGGCAAACUGGUUGGAACCGACGACCUGUCGCCGCCCCCUGUGACGGCAUGUAGUGCAGUAGAGAAUGGUUGCGCUGCAAGCCCGCAACAUGAUGGGCUGAGCAAGGAGAGAAGUUCUUCUCCAGGUUACGAGUCGGCUGCUUCUGACCAGGCGGUUACACCUCAUCAGGAGGAGAGAGCUACCUCAGCUGGAGGGGGAAGCUCCACUGUCAGUCACACUAACUUUACCUUUGAGCUGGGACAAGGACAGGAAGAGACUCCUUCUGAGAAAAUUCAUCCAGAUGUGGAAGCAACAACACAAAUAAGCGAAAGUGUCACAAAAAAGGCCAGUACAGCUGUUUCACAGGACGAUAGUCAAGAAAGACAAACUGCAAACUCAAACAAGGAACAGAGAGAAAGCCUCCUGAAUGGGGAGAGAGGUGUUCAGUCUGGUUCUGAGGCAGAGCAGAAUGGUGCAUCUUCUCCGAACAGGGUUGGAGUGGAGAGGAGAUGUGGUCCAGAGGGACAGAUCGACCAGCUCCUCAGAAUAACAAGCCUUCCCAAUGGUUCGGAGCAGGAGAGGAGUAAUUACACUAAGCUGACAGACGGGAAAGAGGAGGAGGAGGGUUUUUCUCCCUCUCCUGUUCCCUCUAAGGAGGACUCUGUGACCGAGGAGAAAGAAAUGGAGGAGAGCAAGCAGGAGAGCAGCGAUGGAGGAGCGCUGGGGUUGGGUAGCAUCCAACCAAAACUCAACAAUCGGCUGCAGCCCGUCAGUGUUCCCUACGGGGGGGCACGACCGAAGCAGCCAGUCACCCUCAAACUCCAGAUUCCUCAGCCGCUGUCCGGCCAGGUCCAAAACCAGCUCGUCAGCAAGAACAAGAACCUUGAGAACCAGUGUCGGAGAAGCACGCCAUCUGAAACAACUCUCAGUGGGACUGAUCAGACCACAGUCGGGGUGAACGGAGAUGGUGGUGUCCACUCUCCUGCCCCGAGGCCUUCCGAGAGCCCAGACAAUGACCUCCAGGCAGGACAGCAGGGUGCCCUGUGCAAGAAACCUGCCAGCUCCCUGGGUGAGGUUGCCCCUGUGUGGGUGCCCGACUCCCAGGCUCCGGUCUGCAUGAAAUGUGAUGUCAAGUUCACCUUCACCAAGAGGAGGCACCACUGCAGAGCCUGUGGCAAGGUGUUCUGUGCAGCAUGCUGCAGUCUGAAGUGCAGGCUCCUGUACAUGGACAGGAAGGAGGCCCGCGUCUGUAUCACCUGUCAUUCUGCUCUGACCAGUGCUCAAUCAUGGGAGACACCGAACACUGGAAACAACCAGAGUCCGAACCCCAACAACCCGGCCGAGUACUGCUCCACCAUCCCCCCUCUGCAGCAGGCUCAGGCCUCUGGGGUCCUCAGCUCCCCUCCUCCCACCGUCAUGGUGCCUGUGGGAGUCCUGAAACAGUCUGGCAACGAGGGGUCCCUCUCACGUGAGCAGAGGAGGGUGUGGUUCGCAGAUGGAGUCCUUCCUAACGGAGACGCAGCAGAGUCCCCCAAACCUCCGACCUCCAGCCCAGCCCCCUCCCAGUCGCUAGCCAUCUCCACGGGCUCAAGCAAAUCCUCGACUUCUGAUUCCUCAGAGGCAGCCCAUACCCCUGUUGCCCCGGUGGGCAGCCCCGUGGGCAGCUCCAUCAGUCUGAUUCCAGAGGACGGGCUCCCUCCCAUCCUCAUCUCCACUGGAGUCAAAGGAGGUACGGGAGGCCACAUCACAGACUACGCAGUGGAGGAGAGGCCGUCGGAGAUCGUCCUCAUGCAGCAGCUGGAGGAGGGAGGCCCCGACCCUCUGGUCUUUGUGCUCAAUGCGAACCUGCUCGCCAUGGUCAAGCUUGUAAACUACGUAAACCGGAAGUGUUGGUAUGUGACGACCAAAGGCAUGCACGCUGUCGGCCAGGCGGAGGUGGUCAUUCUGCUCCAGUGUCUCCCUGAUGAGAAGACCAUCCCUAAAGACGUCUUCACGCACUUCGUGCACCUCUACCAGGAGGCCCUCAGUGGCAACGUGCUGAGCCACCUGAGUCACUCCUUCUUCACGCAGAGCUUCCUGGGCAGUAAGGAGCAUGGCGGCUUCCUCUACAUCAGCCCGUCCUUCCAAUCACUGCAGGACCUCCUACUACCAAACCCGCCUUACCUCUUCGGCAUCCUGAUCCAGAAGUGGGAGACGCCCUGGGCCAAGGUCUUCCCCAUCCGCCUCAUGCUGCGGCUGGGUGCAGAGUACCGCUUUUAUCCGUGUCCGCUGUUCAGUGUUCGCUUCAGAAAACCUCUCUUCGGAGAGACCGGUCACACGAUAAUGAACCUGCUCGCAGACUUCCGUAACUACCAGUACACACUCCCGGUGGUGAAAGGGCUGGUCGUGGACAUGGAGGUGAGGAAGACGAGCAUCAAGAUCCCCAGCAAUCGCUACAAUGAGCUGAUGAAGGCCAUGAACAAGUCCAACGAGCACGUUCUGGCCAUGGGGGCGUGUUUCAACGACCGCGCCGACUCCCACCUGGUUUGUGUCCAGAACGACGACGGCAACUAUCAGACGCAGGCGAUCAGCAUCCAUCACCAGCCGCGCAAAGUCACCGGAGCCUGCUUCUUUGUGUUCAGUGGGGCUUUGAAAGCCUCGUCAGGCUUCUUGGCAAAGACCAGCAUUGUGGAAGACGGUGUGAUGAUCCAGAUCACAGCUGAGACCAUGGACUCUCUGCGGCAAGCCCUGAGAGACAUGAAAGACUUCACCAUCACGUGCGGUAAAGCCGACCAGGAGGAAAACCAGGAGCUGGUGCACAUCCAGUGGACAGAGGACGACCACAACUUCAACAAGGGUGUGAUCAGUCCGAUUGAUGGAAAGUCUAUGGAGUCCAUCACCAGCGUCAAGAUCUUCCACGGCUCCGAGUUCAAAGCCAAUGGCAAAGUCAUCCGCUGGACAGAGGUCUUCUUCCUCCAGAGUGAAGACCAACCCAACGGUCUGAGCGACCCCGCCGACCACAGCCGCCUGACGGAGAACGUGGCGAGAGCUUUCUGCGUGGCGCUGUGUCCGCACCUGAAGCUGCUGAAGGAGGACGGCAUGGCCAAACUGGGACUGAGGGUCACACUGGACUCUGAUCAGGUGGGUUACCUGGCAGGAAGUAACGGUCAGCCUCUCCUGCCUCAGUACCUGAGCGACCUGGACAGCGCUCUGAUCCCCGUCAUCCACAGCGGGGCGUGUCAGCUGAGCGAGGGCCCCGUGGUCAUGGAGCUGGUCUUCUACAUCCUGGAGAUCAUCUCCUAGAAGCCGCAUACAUCCCCACCACUUCUUUUUGUUUUUUUUACCUUCUAACACAUCCCACAGCCUCCGUCACCUCCCUUCAACUGUUUGCACUUAUAACGAGCCUGAAAACUGUGCCGCGCCAGGUGAGGUAGCAUUCCUCAAGUCAAACCUAUGCAUCCAGCCACCGUCUGUUGUGCUCCGGAGGUCACCUGGGGCCCGAGGAAGCUCAGAGCGGGUGCUCCGGUCACACUGGGUCCGUCCUGAUGCCCACACUGUGCACGAGUAGUGAAGUGCCUGUUUGGUUUAUUGACUUCCCACAUAUUAGACAAAUUAGUCUGAUGGACCAGGCAGUACUCAGACCACAGACACAGACGAGAGUUAAACUCUUAAUAAAGACGUUACAGAGGCAGAGAAAUCACUUGAUUCUGUUUCUGGUGGAUUAAGUUGGAUGUUUAUUAUAUUUUGACGAUGCUGAUCAGUUUCAAGAAGUUGAUAGGAGGUGAUAAUAAUAAUAAUCUGUGGAUGUGCAGCAAUAAUAUGUGAAGUUUGGAGAUUUGUGUGUUGACUGUUGUCGGUCCUAACAGCAGGAAGUACAAACAGCAGCUGGACUGGUUCAGUGAGAUGAAGAUAGAAAUUAAGAAACUGAUGAUUUUCUUGGGUUAGGUGAAAACUGUCUGUUACAGUUUUGUCGAUUUGAAGCUUGUGUCAGAAAAAGAUCUGACCCACAGACGAUCAGUUUACUACAAAGUAAGACGAGAUGUGACGACGUGAAAGUGAAAGGUCACAGUCGAACUGGUGAUAGAAGAACAGGGCAGAGAGGGAGCACGAGCUCCGUGAACGUCUUUCCUCUGGGUUGUGUUCGUGUUUGUGCGUUGGAGCGUAACAGACGUGAGACAACCAGAAAAUAAAAGUGGUUUCUCAGAUUUGCUGCUUUGUUUGUUCUCGCUAACGCUUUGUCUCCAGCUCUUUCACUCGAGGACUCUGGUCAGAGGCUUGAUCCGAUUCUUUUACUCUUUUUAAACUUGCAGAGUAGUAUAAGUACAGUUGAGUAUUUUUGACAAGCUAGAGCUGAUUUGCCCUAAUGUUGAAUCAGUAUUAGUAGAGUAGGUUGUUGGGUUACUCUCUCUGUGUGUGUGUGUGUGUGUGUGUGUGUGUGUUUUCCAGACAUGACACACACUUACGCUCCGCUGACGUGGAUGUGUGUGUGUGUGUGUGUGGACGGACCCUCUGUCUGACUCGAGCGUGGCGUUACUUAGCACCCAAACGUCACUGUGGCAGCCUGAAGGCUCCUGAACGGGCCUCUGUGUAGCACGGAUGCUCUUACGAGAGGAGACUCAUCAUCCACCGCUGAAGAGUUCGGACCUAUUUCUCUUUGGUUGCGUUACCAAGGAAACUACAAAUCAUCGGCUGAGGAGGUAGAAGGUGUCUCUGUGUGGUGGAGUAGAAUUUUUCUUUUUUCUUUUUCUUUUUUUGCUCCGUGGUUCUCAGUGCCUGCAGCAGCGAUUCAUCAACGAGACGGAGAAAGAAAAACAUCCCGGCUUCACCUCUUAAGCUUUACUCAUCAAUCACCAGAUGCUUUACUUCAUGGACAAACGUGUCCACUGGUUGUACAUAUUUUUGUAGGCAGAACAAUCUCCCGUCCGUUACGACUAUGACAUGCGUAGCCUCCAGAGAUCCCAGUGAAAGACAGUAUUAUUGAAUUGACCGUCACACACUCGUCUGCCGUGAAACAAGAUUUCAAGCCACAAACGCCCCUUUGUCCUAAAGCAGACGGCUAAUGAAAAGGUUCCAAUGCUUUAUCGAGAAACUCAACGUGUACAUAAAUGGGAAAAGCAGAAGAGGGGAAAACUUUUUAAUCUCAUCAGAAUCAUCAGCGCUCGUGUUCGUCCGGAAAAAAACAAAAACCCCUUGAGUUAUUUUAAUCAUACAAAGAGAAUAACUGUCGAAGAUGUAAAGAUGUAUAAAUAUAUAAAAAGUGUAUUAAACUUGCAGAAGCAGUGCACUGGAUUCUAAGCCAUCUACAGGAGAGGGAAAGCAGGCGUCAGGGUUACUGCCACUGUGUUCUGGAAAAGUUUCUCCAGCAGAAGAGGAAAGAAAGUUUGGUGUUUGAAGAUCUGGGGGUUCCUGCAAGAUCGACUUCAAGCUGAAUGUAUUUCAUCUCAUGUUUUCUGCAGAAAACUCCUCAUCCUUCCAAAAUCCAUGAAAUCAGCACCAUCCUGCUCCCCAGACUUUUCAAGAUUAAAGUUUGCAGACCUGGCAGGAACCGGACUGUUCGUCUUCAAGGCCUCAGCCGUUUGUGUUGGAGGUAGACCUGCAGCUCCUCUGUCUGCUCUGCUCUGUCCGCUCUCCCUCCGCAACAUGGACCUGGAAGAACAAUCUAAAGAAUGUAUUCCUCCUGUUUCUGUUCAAGUCUGCAAAAUGUGUUUUUGUUUUCUUUUUCCAUUUCUCGCUAGACUAAUCACCAAAAACCUCACCCUGUUCUGAACGUUCAUCAACCUGCGUCAUCACAGCAGAUCCUCCAUCUUUAGUCAUAGAAAAACAAGAAGGGGCUACGCGGAAAGAAAACCAAGUACUGUUGUCGCAGUGCGAGAGGUUUUUAUUAUCGGAGAAAAACAAUCUCGUCAUCACAAGUGAGAAUCAGACAAUCACAUGAAAACCUGCAGAAGAGCCGACGCUAAGAGCUGAAAUUAGACCUGUAGGAAUCCUGCGUCUGUUUAAUACUCGAUCUGAAGUAUUUUAGACGCCACUGUAGCAAGUUAACGUUAGUGAGAGCGGAUUAAAACGCUCAGAGGUCAAAAGUCACCAGUUCUGGAUUAAUUCACUGUGAUUAUACCAGAGCUGUGAAUCUCUGCGUCUUCACCAUGUGACGUUUUCAUGAAUCAGCAUCAAAGAAGAGGAGACGUAAGGAUUUAUUUUUCAGGCUCCCUGUUUUCGGUUGAGUGAUUUUUUUUUUUUUUUUUGCGUUAUCCAACGUGUGCAAUAUUUCCUAAAUCCAAAAAAAGGUGCAAUUUGUUUGACUGAAAGUAGCAUUAUUUUAAAAUUUGUUGUGGUAUUCAGUUGUAGGAUGUUACGAUCUGAAACUAAACACUGCAUGCAACAGAAACUUGUUGGAUUUGACCGGUUUUCUCCUCGUGUUUGUGGACGAAACGUGAAAAACAAUCCACUUCGUCAUUGACUUGGUUUUUUUUGUUUUUUUUAAUUAACAUUUGUCGAAAUGUUUGAAGCCAAAAACCAUGUACAUGUUUAUUCUUUACACUACAAAUGUCAAAAAAAGUGGUCUUCAUUAAAAAAACUGUAGUAUAUGUACAAU